This is a messenger RNA of Frankliniella occidentalis (western flower thrips), 960 nucleotides long. RefSeq lists its product as uncharacterized. Bases 161 to 352 code for a protein of 63 amino acids. NCBI's taxonomy places the organism in Eukaryota, Metazoa, Arthropoda, Insecta, Thysanoptera, Thripidae. The record is from RefSeq and is a predicted model, not a curated record. The transcript is spliced from 3 exons.
GCAGCUGCACGGCUACCGGGGCUACGCGCUCGUGGAGCGCUCCGGCCUGGGCGAGGACGGCCGCAUGGAGGAGCGCCGGCGGCAGCAGCAGGCCCGCGACAGCAUACCCGUGCCGCCCGAGAGGGACUGGCACCCUUGAACUAGUCAGGCCGUGCUGGCGAUGGUGUGCCUCGCGCCCGCCUGCGAGGCCACCAUCCCAGAGCCGCGAGCCCCAAACUUCCAGUAUUUUGAAAGGCCCCAGUACCGGUACCCGUACUACGACCAGAACGGGCGCGGUCGCCUGCUGUACGGCUACGGCGGAAACGAACUUUACCAGUACCGCGUCUACAGCCCUCUGGAGGGCAUCCACUAGGCGGAAUGCGCUUCUCUGCGGUGUCUCAAGUUUGGAAAACGUCUUCUCGAAAUCACAACCCCGUCCUGAACGGCUGACAGAUGCUGAACGGCAGACGAAACGUCUUGCUUAAAAUAAUCUUCAAAGUGGACCAUACUGAAUGAUAGUGUAGUGUUGUGCGAAACUGAGUGUUACCUAGGCUUAAGAAUAAUUUGUGUGCUUUAUACAUUGUUCCAUUAGAAAUGUUUCACCAUCAUGUACACGCAUCGAAACAAUCAUAUUGCCAUCGAAUACCGCCUCGUCGUCAUUGUCAUAAUUUAGGUGGUUAAAGGAGACGGGUGUAGUUUUGUAGUUAACAUUUUUUUGUCAUGUGAUAUCAAUGUGCCGUCCCAAGAAUCUGGGUAGCCAUCUCUGAGAUCAUCUCGUUCAUUUCACAAAUCUCAUCCAUUUCAAUAUUCAUUUCAAUCGUGGUUGUACUUAUCCUGAUAUUGGGUUCAUUAAUUUAUAAAAUUACACCUACACUUGAUAAGACUGAAAGGUGAAUGUUACAUUGGAGUUCGCCCCGGUGAUGCCGGAGAUGGUCUUACUCCACGACAGCACGUUAAAAAUAAACUAGUCUAUUUAAAGCA